Molecule: messenger RNA, 2019 nt
Organism: Bipolaris zeicola 26-R-13
Lineage: Eukaryota; Fungi; Ascomycota; Dothideomycetes; Pleosporales; Pleosporaceae
Exons: 2
Coding region: 1-2019 (672 amino acids)
Biological process (GO): proteolysis
Molecular function (GO): peptidase activity
Source: RefSeq, a predicted model, not a curated record
AUGGUGGUACUCGGGAGUGCAAUGCUCAGGCUUGCCUCUGCUGCCGUUCUUCCUCGCCAAAGCCCAUCUUCGGAUCCGUUUACGCCUAUUGAUCCUCAGAACUGGGUAAACCCGGAUAAUAUGACUUGGGAUGACUACGUUGAACCACCGAAAACUAAUUGGGCAGACCCAUCGCGCAAGGGUAGGGACAGGAACUUCAACAUCGCCAUGAUAACAGUCGACUAUCCGGAUUCGCCUUUUGUGGUUACUCUCCGGGCCAACUCUGAUAUCUUCGGUAACCCACAACCGCUUGCUGCUGGCCUGAGUCGUGACGAUGUACCCAAAUUCUACCACGAUCUUCUCAACGUUCCAAGCGAGAUCAACCAGGGUCAUACGCUGCACGAGUACUGGAUGGGCGACUCAUUUGGAAAAUAUGGAGUCGACCUGACCGUAUUCGGCCCGUAUCGCAUGCCCUCGCGUAGCUACCAGUACGGAAUCGACGAUGAGGAGGGCGGCUUCAAUGAAGGUGCUUGUCCAGAAGGUCCUCCGUGUUCAGUCGACCUGCGCACUGAUGCUCUCGGGGCAUGGCGAGCGGAAGUUGGCAACGAAACCGCAGACGCAUUCGAAUUGGCUUUCAUCCUCUCUGCGGGCCAGGAUGAGUCGUCUACAUGGCAGGAAUUCGGUGAAAUGAAGUUCCUCUCCAAAGAAGACGUACCCCCCGAGUUUGGGCCCCCAGGCAACUCUUCACUCCCCAACUGGGCAAGUACUCGCUAUGUCGAGUGGUCUUCGUGGGCUGCAGCCUCCACGAUCUGGCCCAACGCAGGUGGUGGCUCGUCUACGCAGGGAGAGUCGAGUGGCAUGGCUACGUUUGCUCACGAGUUGUCGCAUCUGCUUGGUAUUGGUGACAACUACAACAACCCAUUCAGCAACCCCGCUAGACGUACCUAUACCGGCCCUUGGAGUAUGUUGUCUCGUGGUAGCUUCAACGGUCCUGGAGGUCCACACACACGUUGGCAAAUCCCACCUGUCCAAGGUGCCUCUAUGGGUUCUCUACAUACGAUGCGCGACAAGCACCAGAUUGGCCUCAUCGACAACACUCCUAUCUUGCAAAUAUCCCGGUCUGGCCUUGCUGCUUCUGGUCCAGUGAUCGCUCAGCUCACAGCUAGAUCAGUCGAUCCAGUUGGCAGCCUCAUGGGUUUUAACAUUACCUUUGGUUCCGCAGGCGACCUUGCACCACCAUGCAACGUCACUGUUGACCCACUCUGCGAUGGCCGCCGCUACAACAACUACAACGUCGAAGUUGUUGACCGCAUGGGUGCUGAUUCCUUCUGCCCCGAUUCUGGCGUAAUGAUUAGCAAAACCAAGAACAGCGACCGUGUGCAACCCUUCCAAUGGGUCAUUGACGCAAACCCUCAAGAUGCCCGCCAGAUUGAUUUCUACCUUCCAAACGGCACGGCUCGGUACUGGACCAUCGGCGACUACCGACAACUCGUAGACGCGCUCUUCCACGCCGGCACAAAUUCCGGCUCGGAAUACGAAUACAUCGACGAGCCCAAUGGUCUGCACUUCUACAUCCUUGAGAAGCUACGUGAUGAGGCUGGUGUCUUACAUUAUACUGUCGGUGUAGCAUCCACCGCCACCGCCAACGCCACCACAUCUACCAAACACGGCAUCGAGCUCGGAUCUGGCAAGGUAGCGCAAGACGGCCCGUCCCUGAGUGAUGAAAACGCCAUGUAUUGCACCUUCGAGCUGAAGAACACGGGAAAAGCCGCUCAACUCAGCACUAAUCCUCACCCCCAAGAUCUCUCUGCUUACCUUGGCUCCGAUAUCUAUCGCUUGGAAGCUAAGGUCGAAGGCGAGGGCUGGAAGGUCGCGUUGCCAAAUGCGCUUGUUUAUGCGGGCGCUGGGAAGCAGAAGACGGUUAAGGUGGCGGUUGGAAGGGAGAGUAGGGCCUCGAAUGAGGCGACUGUUACAUUGACGGCGACGAGUGAGAGUGAUAAGGGGGUUUCAAGAAGUAAGACAUGUAAGCUGAGGAUAUAG